This is a messenger RNA of Impatiens glandulifera, 2156 nucleotides long. RefSeq names its product protein NUCLEAR FUSION DEFECTIVE 4-like. Lineage: Eukaryota; Viridiplantae; Streptophyta; Magnoliopsida; Ericales; Balsaminaceae. The transcript is spliced from 2 exons. Gene Ontology annotation, cellular component: membrane. The coding region runs from base 167 to 1927 and encodes 586 amino acids. The record is from RefSeq and is a predicted model, not a curated record.
CAAAAGCCACACAGCCAUAGCUAGAACCCAAAUCCCGUUUCUUUCUCUCUCUCCUCCUGUCUGUCGAAAUCCUUAAAGACUUGUUCUUGUUCUUCUUCUUCUCGAUAUAUUAGACUAGUACUGGAGAGAGUCAAGAAAGAAAUCGUGAACCAGAAUCAUCAUCGACAUGGGUUGGGUAGGGGAGAAAUUUCGUAGCUUUAUCAACAAUAGAUGGCUCGUCUUUGUGGCGGCAAUGUGGGUUCAAUCUGUUGCAGGGAUUGGCUAUCUUUUUGGUAGCAUAUCGCCGGUCAUUAAGACUUCCCUUAAUUACAAUCAAAAACAGAUCGCCCGUCUUGGGAUCGCUAAGGACCUUGGAGAUAGUGUUGGGUUCUUGGCCGGUACUCUCUGCGAAUUCUUACCUCUAUGGGCAGCUCUUUUCGUCGGUGCUCUUCAGAAUUUUGUCGGCUAUGGUUGGGUUUGGCUUAUUAUUACCGGCAGAGCUCCUCCUUUGCCUCUCUGGGCUAUGUGCAUUCUCAUAUUUGUGGGAACAAACGGGGAAACAUACUUCAACACAGCAGCUCUAGUCUCAUGUGUACAAAAUUUCCCCAAAAGCAGAGGCCCUGUAGUCGGUAUUCUGAAAGGAUUUGCCGGUUUGGGUGGAGCAAUCCUAACUCAGAUAUACGCAGUCAUCCACAGCCCCGAUCACGCCUCACUUAUAUUCAUGGUCGCGGUCGGACCAGCCAUGGUCGUUAUCGCCCUCAUGUUCAUCAUCAGACCUGUCGCCGGUCACAGACAAGUCAGAGCAUCCGACGGAUUAUGUUUCUCCUUUAUCUAUAGCGUUUGUCUUAUAUUAGCAGCUUACUUGAUGGGAGUCAUGCUCGUUGAAGACCUCAUCGAUCUUAACCACUCGAUCGUUGUGAUCUUCACCUUAGGUUUGUUCGUACUACUCGUGAUCCCCGUCGUUAUUCCUAUCGUUUUGAGCAUUUUCAUGCCAAAGGACUCUUCAGAAGCGGUUCCUUUAUUGCCCGAGAGGCAUAAAGCGGAGACGAGUUAUUCUGUUCAUGACGAGGUUAUAUUCAGCGAGAUGGAAGACGAGAAAUCGAGUGAUGUAGACUUGCUGCCUUCGUCGGAGAGGCAGAAGAGGAUAGCUCAGCUCCAGGUGAAACUGGCGCAGGCGGCUGCGGAAGGAGCAGUUAGGUUGAAGAGGAGACGCGGCCCUCGACGAGGGGAGGAUUUCACUUUGACGCAGGCUUUGAUAAAGGCGGAUUUCUGGCUUAUAUUCUUCUCGCUUUUGUUAGGAUCUGGUUCUGGUUUAACCGUGAUCGAUAAUUUGGGUCAGAUGAGUCAGUCUCUGGGCUAUGAUAAUACACAUAUAUUCGUGUCUUUGAUUAGCAUUUGGAAUUUUUUGGGUCGGGUUGGCGGCGGUUAUUUCUCGGAAAUGGUUGUUAGGGACUACGCUUAUCCGAGGCCUGUGGCGAUGGCGGUUGCUCAGGUUAUAAUGGCAGUUGGGCAUGUCUUUUUCGCGUUUGGUUGGCCAGGGGAUAUGUAUAUUGGAACGUUGCUCAUUGGACUCGGGUAUGGUGCUCAUUGGGCGAUUGUGCCCGCGACUGCUUCCGAGUUGUUUGGUUUGAAGAAGUUUGGGGCUUUGUAUAAUUUUCUAACGUUGGCGAAUCCGGCUGGUUCUUUGGUUUUUUCGGGGAUUAUUGCGAGUGGUAUAUACGAUAGGGAAGCAGAGAGACAACGACAUGUGAAUACUGGUUCACAUGGGUUUGGAUUGUUGACACUUAAUGGUGGGGAAGAGCCACUUAAAUGUGAGGGUACUAUAUGUUUCUUCCUUACUUCGAUGAUAAUGUCGGGUUUCUGCGUAAUUGCGGUUGUUUUGAGCAUGAUUCUUGUACGCCGGACUAAGGUUGUUUAUGCCAAUUUAUAUGGGAGGACUAGGACUUGAUGUGAUGAGGUGAUGAACUGGAAAGGGACAUUCUUCUUGGCUAUUGAAUUUUCAUUCUAUGAAGUGUGUUUUGUGUGCUUCAAUUGUUGUUAAGUGAUGUAUGUAAUGUGUUUUUUCUCAUGUGAUUGUCCAUAAUUUUUUUAUGUCUCAAUAACACAUGCAAUUGUUGGUUACAAUUGUUAGUGGAUCAUUUAAUGAUUGAUCAAUCCCUCCAAUUAUGUUUGAUGCA